AUGGAUGCUUUAACAACAACGAGUCCGUCUGGCAAUGGCAAUAGCAAUGGAAAUAGCAAUGGCAAUGGUAACAAAAAGUCAAAUAUCGAUGCCAAAGAGUUUGAGAUUGAACGAGUCAGAAACAGAUUCAUCUCACACGAAGUCAAAAAGAUGGAUCGUAAUCAAUCGAGAAUCAAUGCACCCAGCGUAUCAUCAGACACAGAGUCAGAGUCAGACUCUGAGUUCUUCUUGAACAAUCCGCCUGCCACCACAGGAAUUCACCAUAGUCACCAUCAUCCAACGCAACGUGUUAACCUACAGCCAGGCGUUAAAUUAAAUAACACCAAACAGCAACAACAACAACAACAACAAAGACAACAAAUUCAAAAGCAACAACAAUUACAACAACAACAACCACUUAACACCGCCAGUGUAGUUUCAACUUCACCAACUGAAAAGCAACCAGUUGCAUCCUCCACCGGAGUAUCGUUGUCGUCGUCGGCACCAGCACCGGCAGCAACAGCAGCACUUGGUACAACAGCUUCACUUCCACGUGAUGUCGGUCUGUUUGCACUCCGUCCAUCUAUACUCAGUAGUGAGUCAACGGGUGCCAGUUACAGAGGUUUCUUGAAUCUCAUGGUUUUAUUACUUAUAUUGACAAGUUUUAGAUUGGUUAUUUUGAAUCAUUUGACAUAUGGUAUCAGAAUUGAUUUGGGAUUGUUGGCUAUCUCUGAAUGGCAUAGAUGGCCGGGUGCCAUGAUUGGUUUGAGUUUGAACUUCUUUAUCAUCAUGGCCUACCUCAUUGAGAAAGCCGCUUCACAGAAUCUCUUGCCACACUCGAUGUUCUACUCGUUGAGAAUUCUCAACUGCUCCGGUAUGGUCAUCAUCCCAAGUACCUCGAUCGUUUUGUUCUCACCAAACCCAGCAUCUGGUAUCUUUGUCAUGAUCCUCGUCUGCACAUUCAGUAUGAAGAUCAUCUCCUACGCCUAUGAGAACAACAAACAACGCCACAUGCAUCCAGACACCAAGAAGUUUGUACUCAACGGAGAUACUUCUGUUUAUCCAAACAAUCUUUCAUUAUCCAAUACAUAUUGGUAUAUGUUGAUUCCAACUUUAGUUUAUCAACUUUCAUAUCCAAGAUCACCAAGAAUUAGAAAAAUGUUUUUAUUAAGAAGAAUUGUUGAAGCUUUAUUCUUAUCAGCUUUGAUUUUCUGGAUGGUCGAGCAAUACAUGGUACCACUUGUUGAAAACAGUGUCUUGCCAAUGGAACAAUAUGAUUUCGUUAGAAUUAUUGAGAGAAUUAUGAAGUUAUCUUUACCAAAUCUUUAUGUUUGGUUAUUAGGAUUCUAUGUAUUUUUCCAUUUAUAUUUGAAUAUUUGUGCAGAGCUUACAAGAUUUGGUGACCGUGAGUUCUAUAGAGAUUGGUGGAAUAGUACUGGAUUAGAUUAUUUCUGGAGAACUUGGAAUAUGCCUGUACAUCACUGGAUGGUCGUUAUGAUUUACACACCAAUGAGAAGACGUGGCUAUUCAAAGAACGCUGGUUACUUUAUGUGUUUCUUUGUCUCUGCCAUCUUCCACGAGCUAGUUAUCAGCGUACCUUUCCACACAAUCAAGUUGUGGGCAUUCUUUGGUAUUAUGAGUCAAAUGGUAUUAAUUGCACUUACAAAGAAUUUAUUGAAUGGAAUGAAUCUUGGAAAUGUUAUAUUUUGGUUUAGCAUCGUCUUGGGACAACCAAUGGUUGUUCUCUUGUACUAUAGAAACUUCAUUAUCGAACAUCCAUAUUUAUAUCCAAAGAAUAUCAUUCACGAUAAUUCAUAG
This is a messenger RNA of Heterostelium album PN500, 1797 nucleotides long. It is a transcript of the gene dgat1, whose product is annotated as diacylglycerol O-acyltransferase 1. Gene Ontology annotation, cellular component: endoplasmic reticulum membrane. The record is from RefSeq and is a predicted model, not a curated record. Gene Ontology annotation, molecular function: diacylglycerol O-acyltransferase activity. The transcript has 6 exons. Bases 1 to 1797 code for a protein of 598 amino acids. Gene Ontology annotation, biological process: triglyceride biosynthetic process. Lineage: Eukaryota; Evosea; Eumycetozoa; Acytosteliales; Acytosteliaceae.